Molecule: messenger RNA, 2195 nt
Organism: Prionailurus viverrinus (fishing cat)
Lineage: Eukaryota; Metazoa; Chordata; Mammalia; Carnivora; Felidae
Gene: KRT71
Product: keratin 71
Exons: 9
Coding region: 1-1575 (524 amino acids)
Biological process (GO): intermediate filament organization; keratinization
Cellular component (GO): keratin filament
Molecular function (GO): structural constituent of skin epidermis
Source: RefSeq, a predicted model, not a curated record
AUGAACCGCCAGUUCACCUGCAAGUCGGGGGCUGCCGCCAAGGGGGGCUUCAGCGGCUGCUCAGCAGUGCUUUCAGGGGGCAGCUCGUCCUCCUACCGGGCAGGGGGCAAAGGGCUCAGCGGGGGCUUCGGAAGCCGGAGCCUCUACAGCCUGGGGGGCAUCCGGAACAUCUCCCUCAACAUGGCCAGCGGCAGUGGGAAGAGUGGUUAUGGAUUUGGCCGGGGCCGGGCCAGUGGCUUUGCUGGCAGCAUGUUUGGCAGUGUGGCCCUGGGGCCUGUGUGUCCAACUGUGUGCCCACCUGGAGGCAUCCAUCAGGUCACUGUCAACGAGAGCCUCCUGGCCCCCCUCAACGUGGAGCUGGACCCUGAGAUCCAGAAAGUGCGCGCCCAAGAGCGGGAGCAGAUCAAGGCUCUGAACAACAAGUUCGCCUCCUUCAUCGACAAGGUGCGGUUCCUGGAACAGCAGAACCAGGUGCUGGAGACCAAGUGGGAGCUGCUACAGCAGCUGGACCUGAACAACUGCAAGAACAACCUGGAGCCCAUCCUUGAGGGCUACAUCAGCAACCUGCGAAAGCAGUUAGAGACACUGUCUGGGGACAGGGUGCGGCUGGACUCGGAACUGCGUAGCGUGCGGGACGUGGUGGAGGACUACAAGAAGAAGUAUGAGGAAGAAAUCAACAGGCGGACAGCUGCAGAGAACGAGUUUGUGCUGCUCAAGAAGGACGUGGAUGCAGCUUAUGCCAAUAAGGAGGAGCUCCAGGCCAAGGUGGACUCCAUGGAUCAGGAGAUCAAGUUUUUCAAGUGCCUCUAUGAAGCCGAGAUCGCUCAGAUCCAGUCCCACAUCAGCGACAUGUCCGUCAUCCUGUCCAUGGAUAACAACCGGGACCUGAACUUGGACAGCAUCAUUGACGAGGUCCGCGCCCAGUAUGAAGAGAUCGCCUUGAAGAGCAAGGCUGAGGCUGAGGCCCUGUACCAGACCAAGUUCCAGGAGCUGCAGCUGGCAGCUGGCCGGCAUGGGGAUGACCUCAAAAACACCAAGAAUGAAAUCUCGGAGCUCACCCGGCUCAUCCAGAGAAUCCGCUCAGAGAUUGAGAAUGUGAAGAAGCAGGCUUCCAACCUGGAGACGGCCAUCGCCGAUGCUGAGCAGCGGGGCGACAGUGCCCUGAAGGACGCCCGGGCCAAGCUGGACGAGCUGGAGUCUGCCCUGCACCAGGCCAAGGAGGAGCUGGCCCGGAUGCUGCGGGAGUACCAGGAGCUCAUGAGCCUGAAGCUGGCCCUGGACAUGGAGAUCGCCACCUACCGCAAGCUGCUGGAGAGCGAGGAAUGCAGGAUGUCAGGAGAAUUUCCCUCCCCUGUCAGCAUCUCCAUCAUCAGCAGCACCAGCGGCAGCAGUGGCUAUGGCCUCCGGCCCAGCUCCGUCAGCGGCGGCUACGUGGCCAACAGCAGCAGCUGCAUCUCGGGCGUGUGCAGUGUCCGCGGUGGGGAGGGCAGGAGCCGGGGCAGCACCAGCGACUACAAGGAUACCCUGGGGAAGGGCUCCAGCCAGAGCGCAUCCUCCAAGAAAGCCAGCAGGUAGAGAGGGCCGUCCGAUGCCCUCCUGCCACCCGUGCAUCCCCAGCUGUCUCCCACACAUGCUCUUCCCCAGCCCACCAGCAGCCCCUUCUCUACCCAGCCCUGCUCUCGUACCUCCAGUGCUGGCCUUGGCCACCCACUUCUCCCAGCCUGUGUCUUCCUGAGCCUGGACAGGUGUGGAUGACUAAACCUGGGGAAAUUCCUCCUGGCAUAUGCCUGGCACUACUUUCCUUGGCUGAGGUCCCCCACCUAUGCCAUCAGCUCGGCUCCAGGCUCCCAGACUUCUGUCCUCUACAACAGCUUCCAGCUCAGUCGCUAAAUACUCUGGCUCCCUGGGGCUCACACCGAGCCCCAGCUCUCACACUGGGGCCUUUGUCCCAGCUCCUGCCUAGGCUAGUGGCUGGUUCUGUGUUCAAGACAAGGAGGACUGAAGGACAACAACCAAGAGAAGCCAGUCCCCAUCCCACCUUGGCUCCAUCUCAUGGCUCACUCUGAGCGGGACCCAGUACAACUCAGCAUCUCUCUUCACUCUCCUGUGUCCAGAAGCAGAGAAGAGGAGGCCCUCUGCAUCCCCUUUCUUCUUAGAACCCUCCUAUUGCAUCGUCAAUAAACAGCACAAUCUAA